AUGAGAACGCCCAGGAAGAAAAUAACGUUCAAGACGCCGAGAAAAGGCACCAAGACGCCUGUAAAGGACGGGUAUGUCUCUGACAGCAAGGAGAACAAGACCCCGAAGAUAGAGAGUAAAGAGGAGCAGAAGAGCCCUGACUCUGCAUCCAGAUACAAACAAAUUCUUGUUGAGAUGAAGAUGAAGGAGGAGGACUUGAUAGAGAGCUACAAGAAGGAGAACGAGUAUCUGAGGUCUCUGAAGACGGAUGCCCUGCUCUACAAGAAGUUUGUUGGGUUUGACAUAGUUGAGAACAACGGGUGCUACGAAGUAACCCAUGAGAUUGUAUCGAACAAUAUCACCAAGUUCAUCAAGUUCAUCUUGACGCCAGAGGACAGUUCGUACAUCUACAAACUUGUUGAGUCCAGAAACGUCGAGCUUCCAGACUUUCUGAGUGAGGAGAUAACAUUUGACGAGUGCCAGAUAAAGACCUUCUUUUUUAAGGUGAUGGAGGCAGUCAUUACAAAGAAGAGCUGA
Messenger RNA from Encephalitozoon hellem ATCC 50504, 516 nucleotides. RefSeq lists its product as uncharacterized. The coding region runs from base 1 to 516 and encodes 171 amino acids. NCBI's taxonomy places the organism in Eukaryota, Fungi, Microsporidia, Unikaryonidae. The transcript has a single exon. The record is from RefSeq and is a predicted model, not a curated record.